Knipowitschia caucasica is the source of this 2613-nucleotide messenger RNA. The record is from the annotation of a GenBank genome assembly. Lineage: Eukaryota; Metazoa; Chordata; Actinopteri; Gobiiformes; Gobiidae.
AUGAGAAAGAACGACAAACCAAGAGCCUUUGAGAGAGAGUCUUCUGCAGAGCGGAGAAGGGACAGAGAUGUUUACCGGGACAAGGCCCAGAGGAGGGAUGGAAGGCGAGAUACAAGGAGUGAAGGAGAGGUAGACGAAAGAGACAAGAGGAGGAGGGAGAGAGUGAAGGAGAAGGAUGAGGUGCACUAUCAGCAUAGCAGGAGUGAGGGGGAGGCUAGGGCCAAGGGGGAGAAAGACCAAGAUAACACAGACGAUUUCGAAGACAACACACCGGAAAGUGAUGACAGAAGUGAUGAAUGGUGUGAUAUGGACAGAGAGCGAAUGCAGUCUGCGGAGGAUGGAUUUAUUACAGUGUCCAGCGGCGGCGAAGAUGAAGAAGAUCGGGAGGAUGAAUUCAAAGACUGCAUGGAAUCCUUUGGAGGAGAGCAGGAUUUGAACCAGGCAACAUCAGAUGACUCUUCAUAUGAACAAGGCAGAGACACCCCUCCAAAAUAUGUGUUCUGUGUGGUCGGUCAGCCAGAUCACUCACCUGGUGAUGAUAAAAUGGCAAAGAACUGGUCAGCAGCCCAAAUUAAAAUCGAACUCGAAUAUGAUGAGGAAGAAGAAGCUAUCCGGAUUAGAAUGAGCGGCGCUUGGAGCAUGUCUGAGGAACCUAAACGGCACUCCCAAGCCCCCCACCUGAAGUGGGCAAAAAAUGUGGUACGUGAGAUCCUUGGACAAUCCGACGAAAAGAUUGACAGCCCAGAGGACACCAAAACAGAAAGGAAAGGCGAAGAGAUGCCGAUUCCAGUCAUAAAAGCAGAUGAUGAGCUGGAGACCAAGGAGGAGGAAUCUUUGGAGGGGUUAAGAGAGGAAGAGGAGGAGGAGGAGGAAGGUGUGGGCAGAGAUCGCAGACCAAGAAUGUUCUCCACAUCAGAUGAUGAGAACGAACGAAGCAAAAGCUGGGGAGAGCUGGAUCUAAGAAAUAUAUUGGAUACCCUGGGAAAACGAAAAAGGAACUCCAAGUUUUUCAAGGCCGCUCAGCUCUACCAGCAGUACAGUGAAGCGGCCCAGAACUUUGAAAUCCUCCGGCAGGCACGCUCAGAUGUGGUGUCAGUGGUUGAAGUGUCCUCAUCUGCGGCCACAUCGCCCCUCCCGGCGCGCAGACCGCUCCCCCCUCUGCCCCAAAAUCCUCACCCGCACUCCCUGUCCCACACGGGCUCAGUGUCCAGUGUCCAGAGCUUGCCACUGCCUCCACCGCCCGCACACAGCCAGCGGCGCGCCUCCUCUCCGCGACUCUCCAUUUCCCUGGGGCAGUCGGCCACACUCUGGAGAGAUCUGCCUGCGGUGAGGAACAGCCCUGAGCUACAGGAGCUGACGGAGGACCAGAGGCGGCUGCAAGAGGUGCGGUUUGAGGUGGUCACUUCAGAGGCGUCAUACUGCAGGAGUUUGGACAUUGUGGUGGAGCACUUUGUGAAGUCUAAACAGCUGGGGGCGCUGUUGACCACUCAGGACAGAAACUGGCUGUUUUCCAGACUGGGAGAUGUCCGAGCCAUCAGCCACAGUUUUCUGUCCAAACUGGAGGAGAAGGUGGAAUCUGACGUCAUGGCCUUCUCUGUGUGUGAUGUCAUCGCUCGUCACUGUCAGCGUUUCAAAAUGGUUUACGUCCCAUACCUGACAAAUCAGUCCUACCAAGAUGCAACCUACCAGCGGCUCAUGAAUGAAAAUCAGGGGUUCCGGCGCAUCGUGGAAAAACUGGAGCGAAGUCCUCUGUGUCAAAGACUUCCUCUGCGCUCCUUUCUUGUUCUUCCUUUUCAGAGAAUCACACGGAUUAAGCUCCUGGUGCAGAACAUUGUGAAGAGGACCACUCCAGGGACCCCACAAGCGAUUCAAGCCAUCAAAUCUUUAAGACUUCUUGAAAAGUUAAUUCAAGAGAGCAACGACAGCAUCACUCAAAUGAAAAGCAUAGAGUCUCUGGUUUCUCUGAGCGCUAAAGUGGACUUCGAGUGCAAGACGCUCCCUCUGGUCAGUCAGUCUCGGAUCCUGAUGCGAGAAGGAAAAGUAACAGAGCUCAUGGACUUCUCCCUCAAGGAACAAGAGAGGAGUUUAUAUUUGCACUUGUUCAACGACAACUUGCUGGUUUCCCAACAAAAAGAAGGAGGCCGGUUCACUGUGAUCGACACAUGUCCGGUUUCUGAGCUCAGAGUGGAGAACUUCCAGAUCAAACUUCACUCGCUCCAGAAGAAUGUAUUCAGACUGCACAUGUCCAGUAAAGCCCUGCUGCUGCGCACGGACACUCAAAGUGAUAAGCUACGAUGGAUCUCUGCCCUGUCACGGCCACAUUCGGAAGUCGACUUUUCCACCGCUCAAGACUUUCCACAGAUGCAGUGCAUACGAGCUUUUAUGGCUCAACAACCGGACGAAUUGUCUUUGGAGAAAGCGGAUAUCAUUCUAGUCCAUCAACAGAGCAGCGAUCACUGGGUCGAAGGGACCAGAUUAUCCGAUAGACACCGUGGAUGGAUCCCAGAAUCACAUUUGGACCACAUCAGCAUUCCUGAAAUCCGUGAACGCAACCUUUCCGACGCCCUUAAACUCACCACGGCAACAGCACAGAACUGUAUACUUCCUUUAUGA